This is a messenger RNA of Penicillium longicatenatum, 876 nucleotides long. RefSeq names its product putative transcription initiation factor TFIID, 31kD subunit. Gene Ontology annotation, molecular function: RNA polymerase II general transcription initiation factor activity; protein heterodimerization activity; transcription coactivator activity. The record is from RefSeq and is a predicted model, not a curated record. The transcript has a single exon. Lineage: Eukaryota; Fungi; Ascomycota; Eurotiomycetes; Eurotiales; Aspergillaceae. Gene Ontology annotation, cellular component: transcription factor TFIID complex; SAGA complex. Gene Ontology annotation, biological process: DNA-templated transcription initiation; RNA polymerase II preinitiation complex assembly. Bases 1 to 876 code for a protein of 291 amino acids.
AUGGCUUCUCCAAGCCAGACUCAGGGCUCUGUGCCAGCAGCUCAGCCUCUUACACCACCCGCCGAGUCCUCCGGGGCCAACGGUGCCUUUGUCCCAGCAGCAGCAACUACUUCGCAGCCAUCUGUUGCCAUCCCCGCGACAGCACCAACCACAUCAACAGGACACCCACCACAAACCCCCGGAACUUCCUUACAAGAUAGCGGUAAAACGCGCCGCCCACGCGACGUUCGCUUGGUUCAUAUGCUCCUCGCGUCGCUAGGCGUAACAGCUUACCAAGACCGCGUGCCCCUCCAACUCCUCGACUUCGCCUACCGCUACACCUCCAACGUACUCCAAGAUGCCGUGCAUCUAGCUACAGAAGGAUAUGCAGGCGCAGUGGGUGAUGCUGCCGGGAACACAGGCAAGAACGCCAACUCGGCGGAGGUUAAUGGCGUUUCGUUGCCAGCGCUGCGGCUGAGCAUUGCGUCGCGGCUACAUUAUCAAUUCCAGACUGGCCUGCCAAAGGAAUUCCUGAUGGACGUUGCAUCUGAAAGAAAUCGCAUCGCGCUACCCGGGGUCUCGAGGGGGUUCGAUGCUGCCGCUCCGGCUGGACCCAAUGGAGCACCUACGGCUGCGGCGAACCAAAGCAUUAUGAUGGCUGGUAUGCGGUUGCCGCCUGAGCGCUUCUGCCUUACAGGGAUGGGAUGGAACAUGAAAGAUGAAUGGGAUAGUGAGGGUGAGGAAGAGGAGGAUAUACCCGAUGCCCCGCCGCAGGGCGAAAAAGAAGAUCAGGAUGAGGAAGAGGAGAAUGAUGGGAAGAUAGAGGAUAUCUUCGGUGAAGACACUGCCAUGGGCGAAGCGGGCGAUGACGAGGAUCAGAAGAUGAAUGAUGUUUAG